GGGAGGCGCUCCGGUCUCGGGGAGACCCGCGGUGGGAGGCGGAGGCUGCGAGGGACUCCGGGAAACCAUGGACGUCGAGAGGCUGCAGGAGGCGCUGAAAGAUUUUGAGAAGAGAGGGAAAAAGGAAGUUUGUCCUGUCCUGGAUCAGUUUCUUUGCCAUGUAGCCAAGACGGGAGAAACAAUGAUACAAUGGUCCCAAUUUAAAGGCUAUUUUAUUUUCAAACUGGAGAAAGUGAUGGAUGAUUUUAGAACUUCAGCUCCUGAACCAAGAGGUCCUCCUAAUCCUAAUGUCGAGUAUAUUCCCUUUGAUGAAAUGAAGGAAAGAAUACUGAAGAUUGUCACUGGAUUCAAUGGUAUCCCCUUUACUAUUCAACGACUAUGUGAAUUGCUAACAGAUCCAAGGAGAAACUAUACAGGAACAGACAAAUUUCUCAGAGGAGUAGAAAAGAAUGUGAUGGUUGUUAGCUGUGUUCAUCCUUCAUCAGAGAAAAACAAUUCUAAUAAUAGUUUAAAUAGAAUGAAUGGUGUAAUGUUUCCUGGAAAUUCUCCAAGUUAUACUGAGAGGUCUAAUAUAAAUGGUCCUGGAACACCCAGGCCACUUAAUCGGCCAAAGGUUUCUUUGUCAGUCCCUAUGACAACAAAUGGUUUGCCAGAGAACACAGAUAGCAAAGAGGCAAAUGUACAGCAAAAUGAGGACAAAAACCAUAGUGAAGCUCUGUCAUCCGAAUCAGAAGGUACCGCUGUGAGCCCUAUGAAAAAUAAACACCCAGGUGAAGAUGCUGUGGAAGCUGAAGGGCACGAGGUCAAAAGACUCAGGUUUGACAAAGAAAGCGAAGUAAGAGAGACAGCCAGUCAGACCCCGUCCAGUGCGGCCUCUCCAGUUGUGGUAGAAGAAAAGGAAGCAGCGGCCUCUUCUCCCGAUAAGGAUGAGGAAAGUAGUAGUGCUGAACAGCACUGUACAGAGGAGGAGGAAGAAGAGGAGGAGGAGGAAGAAGAAGAAGAAUCUUUUAUGACAUCAAGAGAAAUGGUCCCAGAAAGAAAAAAUCAAGAAAAAGAAUCAGAUGAUGCCUUAACUGUGAAUGAAGAGACUUCUGAGGAAAAUCAUCAAAUGGAGGAAUCUGAUGUGUCACAAGCCAAGAACGAUUUACAUGCUGCAGGUAGUGAAGACACAGGCCCUGUAAGUAGUGGUUCUGACUGCAGUGAGUCAGAAGAAUUGGUGGGAGCCAAUUCCAGGAAAACUGGAGAGAGCCUCUCAGAGUCAUUCAUGGAAAACGACGACGCCACAGAAGCCACAGAGGAACCCAUGGAACAAGACUAGCUGCUGAGAAACACUUACAUGCAGUAUUUUACAUGCAGUUCUGGUUUUACACUGUAUAAACUUUUAUGUAAUAAAUGGACUUUUUGUUUUAUGGGAGAAGCAGGUUGUGAAAUUAAGUACUUUAUGGAAUAGAUCCUGAAAGAAUUGUACAUGUAAGAACUGUGAAGAGCAGCCCCUGGCCCCUGCUUACCGCUGACUUCUUUCGGUCUGGUCAAUCAGUGGUUUGUGUAUAGAUUCUUUUAUUUUUAAUUUAGAAUUAAAGUUUUUAAACUGGAAGGUAAUAAUUAUAAUUUUGAAAGCUUUUUGGAGAGUAUAUUUAGUUCAUACAUAAGCAAGAAAUCUUUUUGUCUUGUCUCCUGACAGCUCUCACCAUUUUCAUAUUUUGGUCAUAGUUUCAGCAUUUUAACAUGAAAUAGAGGGUUUCAUGCUGGUUUCCAGAUUUUAUUGUUUGACUGUACAAUGGAACUUUAAGUCAUAUAUACAUAUAUAUAAAUAUAUAUACAUAUAUAUUCUAAGGGGGAAAUGUUAUAUUUUUCUGUUUCUAUAAAGAGAUGAAUACAGUGGAUACUUUUUCUAUUGGUAAUGAUUGAGUUCACCUCGUUCAGAAGACAGUUCUUUCUCUUCUUCUGAGUACUUCAGAUAAAAUCUGGCCCCUGCGAAACCCUGGAAAUCGUAAGUCUGUUGAAGUAACCAGGUUAGACACAUUCCAAGAGAUCUGUUCCAACUGAAGUUCUUUUGUAUACUUCUGAGGUGCCUGAGACAAAAAGGCUUCAUUAUUUAUGGGGGGAAAAUGUGCUUUAUCUUGGAAAUUGUGUUCAAACGUUAACUUACUAUUUUGUAGAAUGGACAUAAGACCAUCUCAGAAGAACUGGGCAGGUUCCUUGACCUUGUGCUUGCUUUUCCGACCCGUGUGAAUAUUACACAUUUCUUUCUAAAUUAUUCUAGAGUGUGCAAAUGUCAAUGGUAUUGAAGCACCACUGUACUGGAAGAAUUAAUAGAUUACUUCAGUAAUGUACCUGGACUUAAGUGACUAAAGCUUUAGGGGUGCAUAGAAACCAACAUAAUUUGUAUGACGUUUUGAAGUGAAUUAACUAUUUUUGAACAUGCUUCUUCGACAGCCAGUGUUAUAUUUUUCAGAUCAACACAAAGCACAAUGAUUACUCUAAACUCAAUAUUUUCAAAUUCACAUAUUUAAAGUCAUGCAAGCUGCAACUUCCCUGUCAAAAUUACUGGCUGCCAAAUUUAUACCUGUUUCUUCAGCUGUACCUUUUGAUAUUUAGAAUUUUUAAAUUUCUGUAAAGUAGAUUUUGUAGAAUGUAAUGUGUUCACUGCCUUUGUGAAGCGGUAUAUAAUUGUAUGAUUUCUGUGUGUAAACCGAAUGCUUGGGCUUUCAAUACAGUAUUCAUAUAAAGCAAUAAAUAUUAAUGUUAUGAAAUAUUUGAGUACAUUUUUAUCAGAAUAUAUGUUUUCUUUUUAAAGUUUCCAAUACCUGAAGUACACAGAUGAGCGCACAAAGCUGGUGCAGACAAUUCCCGACACUGUCGUCUGCUGGGGCACUGGGGGCAGACUCAAGCCUUGCAUUUUGACUACUUAAAUUCUUGUGACUAAAAAUACCAAAGUAAUUGGCUCCGUUCAUAUUUGGAGGGUACUGUACUACUGACCGACCGAGCUGUCAGGUUCACAGCAGCCACAUGAUAGACCUGAGGGGUGAGCAUUAAUUACACUUUGUAAUUUUUGAAAACCAUGUGUGAAUGUUCAAAUGAGGCAAAUUUUAAACAUGACAUUCAUUUGCAGCAACCUAUUUUGUUGAGUGAUAUUUUGCCAAUAAAACCGAUUUUAAACAUUUUAAGUUUAGAAAAUGAUAGAUUUUUCUUUAGAAUAUUUAUGAAAUGUCAAUAAACCUAUUCUUUAAGAUCUUGCGAUCUUUUGAUAUUUAAAAAUUUUAAUUACAUUGCCAUGGACCAAUUUAAAACAAAACGAUACUUGCUUUCUGUUGGUUGUAAGUUGAAGGUUUAGCAUCAUGACUUUUGAGGUCUGUGGUUUUAUUUGUAAACUUGCAAUUGCUACUUUUGCAAGGACAAAUGUAUUUCUUUAUUAAAUAAAGUAAACUAAUGGUGAAUGUACCAAAAUACCAUCACUUAACUCUAUGAGAAAUCUGCAUUUAAAUCUAUAGUUUACUAUUUAUUAGAUAUUCUUAUGUUGAUCAUAGAUCAGACUUUAUUGCUGUUUAAACAGAUAAUUGUUUAUGGAAUUAUUCUUUUCUAUGGUAGGUGGAAUAUCUAGUUAAACUGGGAAACCUUGUUCAACUGGUUUAGUGUGUUGGCCGUGUAGAAGUAAAUUUCCUCCUGUAUGCAUAGGUGCACUUACAAAGACUACUUAAUAAAAAUGUAACUGGUUUAUGUGCGAAUUUUUGAAAGGCUAAUUUUAGACACUUUCGCAACACUCAUCAAGCAAAGUCAAUUUAAAGAACUAAACUCAAUGAUCAAAAACGCUCUUUUUUUGGCCCAGAGUAUAUUAUUUAUCUGUUAAACUUUAGACUCUAUCCAAAAUGUAAAAAUAAUUUGAAGAUACGUACAAGGAAAGUAAGAAUAUAUUUUGAACUUUUUUUAAAGCACUGUUUAAAAAGUGAAAACAAAUUGUGUUAGUGAAGCCCCUUUCAAUUCUGAAAAUGUAACAACAGUAAGUAAUGGAAGAGCAAAUGCUGAUGAUUAGAUAAAUGUAAUUCAAUUAGGGUUUACCUAACUAUAUGCAUUUCAAAAGCGGGCUGAAGAGUGGAGCUGCCAGUCAAGGAACCAUACCUUUGUUUGAAAAGGCACCCCAGAAUCCGGGAGGAAGUGUGACCUGCCCGAGCAUUGGGGUUCAAGGGAGUUUUGUUUUUGCCGGUGUAGAUAGGCAUGUGUUUAUGCAUUUGUAAAAUCCGACAGCAAUUUUUCAAAUAAUGUAAAUGUAAUAUACUAGUUUACUUAUAAAGGUACUUGGGCAGAAUCUAAUGCUGCUAAAUCAUUUAAUUAAGAAAAAUGUAACUUGUGGUAAGGAUGACUCUUGCAAUUUGUAGAACCAAAGGAAAUAAAAAUGUGGGGGUGUUUCAGAUUGGUUUUGAUGAAAUGAAGCUCCGCUCUCUGCAAUUUGUGCUAAUCAUAAGAUGGAUGACUGCAAAACACCUGUAAUUUCAUGUGGAACUAUUAAAAUUAGGUUUGCUGGAUUAUUGGCCUAAUAAGAAUGCUAGUAUGUAUUGGUUAGAAUACAUCUAAUAUUUCACAUUUUAAAAAUACGUAGUAUACUUUCUUCAGAAUUUUAUUUUAACUUGGAGUCUAGAUUACUUUGCCAAAUAAAUGUAUUAUUUUCAUACUGCAAUAAAAUAUAAAUUAGAUGAA
Messenger RNA from Echinops telfairi (small Madagascar hedgehog), 4692 nucleotides. It is a transcript of the gene PPP4R2, whose product is annotated as protein phosphatase 4 regulatory subunit 2. Gene Ontology annotation, molecular function: protein phosphatase regulator activity. The record is from RefSeq and is a predicted model, not a curated record. Gene Ontology annotation, biological process: protein dephosphorylation. Bases 68 to 1318 code for a protein of 416 amino acids. The transcript is spliced from 9 exons. NCBI's taxonomy places the organism in Eukaryota, Metazoa, Chordata, Mammalia, Afrosoricida, Tenrecidae. Gene Ontology annotation, cellular component: protein phosphatase 4 complex; cytoplasm; nucleus.